Messenger RNA from Sphaerodactylus townsendi, 3506 nucleotides. It is a transcript of the gene SLC35H1, whose product is annotated as solute carrier family 35 member C2. Gene Ontology annotation, biological process: UDP-glucose transmembrane transport. Lineage: Eukaryota; Metazoa; Chordata; Lepidosauria; Squamata; Sphaerodactylidae. Gene Ontology annotation, molecular function: antiporter activity. Gene Ontology annotation, cellular component: Golgi apparatus; cis-Golgi network; endoplasmic reticulum-Golgi intermediate compartment. The record is from RefSeq and is a predicted model, not a curated record.
AUGGGCAAUGCGGCGGGCCUGGCCACCGUGGCGGCGGCGGCGGCGGCGGGGGCAGGGCGGGGAUGGGGGCGGCGUGGGGGGGCGCGGCGGGCGGCGGCGACGGCGGGGCUGGUGCUGCUCUACUACGCCUUCUCCAUCGGCAUCACCUACCUACAAUCAAGGUGGCUUGCAUGAAGCUUCGGCUUCCCGCUCUUCAUGACGCUGCUGCACCUGCUGGUCACCUUCGCGCUGAGCGGGGCUGCGCGGGGCCUGCGCGGACGCUGCGCGGUUGCUGCUGCUGCUGCUGCUGCUAAUGCCGCCCCCCGGCGGCCGCCGCGGGCCCCGCUCCUGCCCUGGCCGGGCUACCUGCGCAGGGUGGCGCCCGCAGCCCUGUCGACGGCCCUGGACGUGGGGCUCAGCAACUGGAGCUUCCUCUACAUCACCGUCUCCCUCUACACGUGGAUGACCAAGUCCCUCCGCCGCUGUCCCUCUUUCAUCCUGUUCUUCUCUCUGGUCUUCAAGCUGGAGGAGCCGAGGGCGGUGCUGGUGCUGGUGGUGCUGCUGGUGGCCGGCGGGCUCUUCCUCUUCACCUACCGGGCCACGCAGUUCGAGGCGGAGGGCUUCCUGCUGGUGCUGGGCGCUUCCUUCCUGGGCGGUGUCCGAUGGACCCUCACGCAGAUGCUCCUGCAGAAGGAGGAGCUAGGGCUGCAGAACCCCCAUCAGGACACCAUGUUCCACCUGCAGCCGCCUCUUGCGUUUCUCGGUCUCUUCCCCACUCUCUGUUUGCGCCUCUUUGGCUGCCUGCCCUUGUCCUCCUCGGAGAAGCUGUUCCGUUUCCACGAGGCCGAGGCGCUUCUGUGCCUGCUGGGGAAGCUGGCCCUGGGCGGGGUGCUGGCCUUCGGGCUGGGCUUCUCGGAGUUCCUGCUGGUGUCCAGAACGUCCAGCCUUGCCUUGUCCAUCUCUGGGAUCUUCAAGGAAGUCUGCGUUCUGCUGUUGGCCACUCAGCUCUUGGGGGACCGUCUGAGCCUGCUGAACUGGUGUGGCUUCGCCGUGUGCCUGCUGGGCAUCUCCCUGCACGUGGCCCUGAAGACCCUGGGGGCAAAAGGACCACGGGGGACCAAGGCCCACAAGGAGCCCGGCCCUGGCUCGGACCUGGAGCUGCUGCUGCUGCAUCACCAUCAGGAGGAAGAGGAGGCGGAGUGUGCCCUCCAGUGCUGAGCAGGCGGCUCCAGGAGCUCCCCCAGAGGGCUCUGGCAACACCCAGGCUGGGUGGGACGGCUGGCAGCAAGAAGGGCCCUGCUGGGCUGGCUCCCCUUGGAGAGAGCUGGAGGAACUGUGCUGGGGGCUGGGGAGGGGGUUUUUCUCUUCCAUGAGCAGCAGUUCCAGGUGGUCGGGCUCGGGGGUCUGGUGCUCGGGGCCUCAUGGGUCGAGUUGUCCCUGGCCUCUCUGAGAUGGGGGUGGGGGGCUGCGUGCCAUCCGGCCUUGGGGUAGCAGCCAGUCUGGUGUAGGGCAGAACCUGCACGGUGUAGGGGCUGAGAGCAAUGGAUUCUAAUCUGGAGAGCUGGGUUUGUUUCCCCACUCCUCCACAUGACUGGCAGACUCUUUAUCUGGUGAGCUGGGUCUGUUUUCCUGCUCUGUCACAUGAAGCCUGCUGACUUACCUUGGCUAGUUACAGAUUUCUCAGGACUCUCUCGGCCCCACCUGCCUCACAAGGUGUCUGUUGUGGGGAGAGGAAGGAAAAGGAGUCUGUGAGCCACUUGGAGACGCCUUACGGGAGAGAAUGGCGGGGUAUAAAUCCAGACCUUUCUUCCAUUGUGGUGCUGUCAUUCAGAGUCCCAACAGGGAACGGCUGAAUAGCAGUUUUGUGUCUGUUCCUGAAGCACGAGAGGUGUUGAUGUGAUGGAGACUCAAGACUGGACGUGAGCCUUGAAGCUCCAGACCAGCGGCACUUAGUGUUUUGGAGCAGGCGGCAGACCCCUGAGAUGGGAUGGGGGCGCUGCUCAUGGGCGGACGGAUCAAGACCCGCGAGCGAGCGACGAGCUGCCCCCAGAAGGGUCCGAGCGGCUACGAAAGGCCCAGGCGCUGUUACUGGACCGCGUCGAAUUUGCAAAGUCUGGUGGGCAUUACUUGGGUCUUGCCUAUUCUGGGAAGGCGGGGUCUUGCUUGUGAUGUCAUGCUGAGCAGACCCUUGCCAGGUGCAGGGCUCCGUUCCCAGGGUCACGGAAUGGCCAGAUAGGGCAACGAUCAUGGUGGUGGCACAGUGAAAAGAGGCUGGCGGCCCCACUGCACAGCCAGACCGCCCCUCAGGGCCGCCUCACGCCCUCCCUGUGCUUCGGAGGUGUGGGGAGAGCCCCCAAGGCCAGGCCUGGCUGCAGCCAGAGGGAACUGUUUCCCGCUGAGACCCCCCCUGCCCCUCCCCCCCCCCCCGGCUCACCCUGCUUGCCAGUCGGCCACGGCCAGCGCAAAAGCACAACAAGCAUCUGGGCUGAAUUUGCUGCCCUGCAACUCCUGGCCCUGAGAUGCUGGACACAGAAAGCGUGGCAGGAAACAGACGGGAAGGGUGAGUCGUGUCCUGUGCGAGGGCCGUAUGGUCCGUGGUGCCUGGGCCACCUGCCUGUAGCUGCUCUUUGGGGGCCCUUUUAAAAUGAUCUGCUUCAUUCUCCUCGCAGGGAGCAUUUCGCUCUGGCCCCAGGACUCACCCCCUGCUUAUGACCCACCCCCCCAGUUGACCUCCUGCCUGUCUUUGGGGGGUUGGGGUUUGGACUGCCACAUCCUGUCAAACUGCACUUGAGGCACCUGCUUUGCAUAACUCUGUUUGGCCCCCUUGGCAGUCUGGCGCUGCUGGCGAUGUCUGCACACCUCACAGGUGGGCCCCGACUCUUACUUCCGUGUGCUGCACCUGCCUUUUCCCCCUCCCUCAGGGAAACGUCAACCAAAUGACACUCAUUCUUCCCUUGCCUUAUACCUGAUUCAGUCUCCUCUUGUCAUUUCACCUUUUCGACUCUGUAAACACUUUGGGGCAGAGAUCUCACACUGUGCAAAACUUCCUGCCAAUGACAGCACAGAAUAAGUAAUGCAAAUGAAACAGCAGCUGUUUCAUUGCACAUCCAGGGGUGGGGGAGAGGUGGGGGUGUUUCUCGCUGCCCUCUGUUGACUUCUGCUGCCAAUUGCAGAGUCUCUUUAAUCCACUGUUAGUGCUGUUCAAUCCAUCGUUGAUCUCGAGGAGAGCCUUUCUUUCAUGUGGCUAAGAGAUCCAUGGGCUCAUUACCAGUCUAAAAGGCGAGGGAGUGCUCUGACUCACAGCUUCCCGCCCUCUUGAGGGUUGUUUUGUAUAUUACACAAUGACAGUUUUUUAACUGGGGUAAAAAUCUACACCUGCUGUUCUGCAGGGGCAUUUGGGGCUUUCAGGGUGGCUGAGCCGACCAACGUCCCAUUCCAGCAGCAGUGGGAAGACUCACCCCCCCUCCCCCGGGCUGUCUGUCUUCUUCUCUGGUUGACCAAAUAAAAUGCCUUAAUUUUUCCCCCCA